Messenger RNA from Cornus florida, 483 nucleotides. RefSeq names its product protein FAR-RED IMPAIRED RESPONSE 1-like. The transcript has a single exon. The record is from RefSeq and is a predicted model, not a curated record. The coding region runs from base 1 to 483 and encodes 160 amino acids. Lineage: Eukaryota; Viridiplantae; Streptophyta; Magnoliopsida; Cornales; Cornaceae.
AUGUGCAGGCAUAGUUUGAAAAUCCUAAAGGAUUCCAUGUUCGCUAAUAUAUUGCCUCGUCGAUAUAUAUUAAGAAAGUGGACUAGAAGUGUAAGAGAUGGCAGCUUGGAGGAAAAUCUUGCCGGUGAAGUGAUUGCCGAUGCUAAACCAAAAAUUGAGGUUAGGAGACGGCACAGGGUACUUUGUCGUAUUCUGGCUGAAAUUUCAUCCAUUGUAUCAGAGCAUAAGGAUGGAUACAAUGAUUUGUUAGUGAAAGCCAUGGAGUGGAAAAAAAUUGCCCAAUCAAGUUGUAGGCGUAGGUUUGCUAAGAGGAAUGCAAUUUAUAGUGGUGGUAAAGGCAAAAAGCAAUAUUACCGAAGCAACAUAAAUACUGACAAAAUCCCCAAUGGCCUCAAGUGUAAAGAUACACGGAAAGGAAAAUUUAAGUGGUUAAAACCGACCAUGGAGCUAAAGAGUCGCAAUAAGACAAAAUCAAUGAAAUGA